Molecule: messenger RNA, 3004 nt
Organism: Brassica oleracea var. oleracea
Lineage: Eukaryota; Viridiplantae; Streptophyta; Magnoliopsida; Brassicales; Brassicaceae
Product: subtilisin-like protease SBT2.5
Exons: 9
Coding region: 297-2807 (836 amino acids)
Biological process (GO): proteolysis
Molecular function (GO): serine-type endopeptidase activity
Source: RefSeq, a predicted model, not a curated record
ACACACUUGGAAACAAAAGGAAACUACAAGUGAGAACAUGUUAAAAAGUCUUUUCCACCACCGAUGCUUUUGCAUUAAUAAAACGUUCAGACACCGAGAAGCUUUUUUCUUCUUUCUUCAGACAAAAGUACUAUACUCCGAGACCAUUGUACUCUAAAACCCUUUUACCUCUCCUCUCUCUCUCUCCCUCCUUCUAUACUUCUGAGAUAAUCUACUCUACUCCCAUGGAGCUUUGAUGGGUAUCUGCAAUUUCCAUUCUUUGCCCCUUUUCUUGUGAGAAUUUUUGCUCAAGAAUCAUGGAAGAGUCUUCUUCACUUGUGCGUUCCGUGUUUGUGCUCUGUUUGGUUUCGUCCUCUGUGUUCUGUUUGGAUGAUUCCGACCAAAACGCAGCCGCUUCUUCUUCUUCUGCUGUUUACAUUGUUACCCUCAAGGACCCUCCAUCUGUUCAUUCCUCAUCCGACAGAGAAACGAGUGUAUCCAAGCACAGCCUCACAUCUACUUCAUCUCAAACUUACAGAACAUCGAACCGAAGCGCCUCUAUAGUUAGAGUUCAUGACUCGUUGUUGAGAAAAGUAUUGAGAAAGGAGAAUUACAUUAAGCUCUACAGCUACCACUAUCUCAUCAAUGGGUUUUCAGCUGUUAUCACCCAACAGCAGGCUGAUAGACUCGCUGCAAGAGAGGAAGUGCACAAUGUGGUUCUGGAUUAUCCGGUUAAGAAAGCAACCACUCACACGCCGCAGUUCUUAGGUUUGCCACGUGGAGCUUGGCCCCGUGAAGGAGGCUCUGAGUAUGCAGGAGAAGGAGUUGUUAUAGGGUUUAUCGAUACUGGAAUUGAUCCAACUCAUCCUAGUUUCAGUGACAAAGUCCCAGGACAUUCAUAUCCGGUCCCUCCUCGGUUUACUGGUGUCUGUGAAGUCACCACUGGUUUCCCUUCCGGUUCUUGCAACAGGAAGCUCGUUGGAGCACGCCAUUUCGCUGAGUCGGCUCUCAGUAGAGGAGUCUUGAACUCAUCUCAGGACGAUGCUUCACCGUUUGAUGGUGAAGGGCAUGGCACUCACACAGCUUCUGUUGCAGCUGGGAAUCACGGGGUCCCUGUGGUGGUUUGUGGUCAUCACCUAGGGAAUGCUAGUGGGAUGGCUCCUCGUGCUCAUGUUGCUAUUUACAAGGCAUUGUAUAAGAGGUUUGGAGGUUUUGCAGCGGACAUCAUUGCAGCCAUAGAUCAGGCUGCUCAAGAUGGAGUUGACAUAAUAAACUUAUCAAUCACACCGAACAGACGUCCACCUGGCAUCGCCACCUUCUUCAACCCGAUCGAUAUGGCAUUGCUUUCAGCUGUGAAAGCUGGGAUCUUUGUAGUGCAAGCAGCUGGAAACACAGGCCCAGCUCCUAAGAGCAUGUCUUCUUUCAGUCCUUGGAUCUUCACUGUUGGAGCUACAUCUCAUGAUAGAGUUUAUACUAACUCGAUAAUUCUAGGAAAUAAUGUCACUAUCUCUGGAGUUGGACUCGCUUCUGGUACAAGGACAAUGCACAAACUUGUUUUAGCUGCACAUGCGCUCCGCAAUGGUACAACCAUUAUGGAUGCUAUAUAUGUUGGGGAGUGCCAAGAUUCGAGUAGCUACGAGCUGAAGCUGGUGAAUGGGAAGAUCCUUGUCUGCAGUUAUACAGUCCGGUUCAUUCUCGGUGUCUCAACCAUCAAACAAGCCUUACUAACAGCUAAGAACUUAACAGCAGCAGGUCUUGUCUUUUAUAUGGAUCCUUCUUCCACCGGUUUUCAGAUGACUUCAACCCCGAUGGAUAUCCCGGGGAUUCUAAUCUCCUCCCCACAAGAUUCUCUGGCUUUACUUCAGUACUACAAUACUUCUCUGUCGAGGGACAAUGCUUCAGGCAAAAUAGUUGGUUCUGCAUCAGUUGCGAGAAUAGUUGGUGGCAUGAAGCCCACCUAUGGCAUUACAGCACCGAAGGUUAUGUACUUCUCUGCUAGAGGACCUGACCCAGAAGACGAUUCUUUCCAAGAUGCUGAUGUAAUGAAACCCAACUUAGUAGCUCCAGGGAACUCCAUAUGGGGCGCUUGGAGUCCUCUUGGCAUCGGUACUGCUGAUUUUCAAGGUGAGCGUUUCGCGAUGGAGUCAGGGACAAGCAUGUCUGCUCCACACGUAACGGGUAUUGCAGCACUCAUCAAGCAGAAGUUCCCUCAUUUCACACCUGCAGCCACCGCAUCCGCGCUCUCGACAACAGCUUCUCUAACAGACAGAAAGGGUGGUCCUAUAAUGGCGCAACGCACUGUCUUAAACCCUGACGCUACUCAAACCCCUGCAACGCCUUUAGAUAUGGGCAGCGGGUUCGUUAAUGCUACUGCAGCUCUUGACCCUGGUUUGAUUUUCGACAUAGGUUACAAUGAAUACAUGAAGUUUCUCUGUCGCAUCAACGGAUCAUCUCCCGUUGUUCUCAACUACACAGGCGAAAGCUGCUCGGCUUACAACUCCUCCCUUGCAGCCUCUGACCUGAACCUACCCUCAGUGACAAUAGCUAAGCUCGUUGGUACUAGAACUGUCCUAAGAUGGGUUACUAACAUUGCAGCCACGGUUGCAAACGAGACUUAUACAGUAGGGUGGAAGGCACCUGACUCGGUUUCUGUUAAGGUCUCUCCUGCCAAGUUUACAAUCGGGAACGGUCAGACAAGGGUCUUGAGUCUUGUUUUUAGGGCGAUGAAGAAUGGUUCGGUAGCGAGUUUUGGAAAAAUUGGGAUAAUUGGAGACAGAGGUCACGUGGUUAACAUUCCGGUGACAGUCAUCUACAAGAUUGCUGUCUGAGAGAUGAUAAUAGUAGGUUGUUUCUAUGAAGAGUUUCUGUGUGAUGAAAACAAACUCGAGGAUGUUGUUAAGAAAAAAGCUUUUAGUGAUUGUUUGUUUGUUUGUUUGUUUAGUGUCCUGCCGAUUAAAAAGCUUUAGAAAAAAUGUGUAGUUUGUAAAUUUGUUUUUGGAGUGUUUUUGUGAUGGUUUUGAUUGAA